UGGAUCUAUACCGGCUGAGCAGGCAUACUGAGUGGUGCCUGAAGGCAGCCGUAAGGACGAAGUAAAUCAAUUAACUCCAUGGUUUUCAUGAAGACCUCUUCAUAUCAAAACUUCUUUCUUUACAUGCGUCUCCUCUGAUCCCGUGGAGAUGAAAAUUGACAUCCACAGUCACAUUCUACCAAAAGAAUGGCCAGAUCUAAAGAAGAGAUUCGGUUACGGAGGCUGGGUGCAGCUCCAACACCACGGCAAGGGAGAAGCAAAGAUGCUGAAAGAUGGGAAGGUCUUCAGAGUGGUUCAGGAGAACUGCUGGGACCCAGAAGUUCGCCUUAGAGAAAUGGACCAAACAGGAGUGACCGUGCAAGCCCUUUCCACGGUUCCCGUCAUGUUUAGCUACUGGGCCAAACCUCAGGACACUUUAGAGCUGUGCCAGCUUCUAAACAAUGACCUAGCUGCCACCGUUGCGAGCCACCCGAGGAGGUUUGUGGGUCUGGGGACAUUGCCCAUGCAGGCCCCUGAGCUGGCAGUCAAGGAGUUGGAGCGCUGUGUGAAGGAGCUGGGCUUUCCGGGGGUUCAGAUUGGCUCCCACAUCAACGAGUGGGACCUGAACGCCCAGGAACUCUUCCCAGUGUACGCGGAGGCUGAAAAGCUGAACUGUUCCCUAUUUGUGCACCCCUGGGACAUGCAGAUGGAUGGACGGAUGGCCAAAUACUGGUUCCCUUGGCUCAUAGGAAUGCCCGCAGAGACCACCACAGCCAUUUGCUCCAUGAUCAUGGGUGGAGUGUUCGAGAAGUUUCCUAAACUGAAAGUAUGUUUUGCACAUGGAGGUGGUUCCUUCCCCUUCACAGUAGGAAGAAUCUCCCAUGGAUUCAGCAUGCGUCCAGAUCUGUGUGCCCAGGACAAUCCAACCAACCCAAAGAAAUACGUUGGCUCCUUUUACACGGACUCCUUGGUUCAUGAUCCUCUGGCCCUCAAGCUACUAACAGAUGUCAUAGGAAAGGAUAAAGUCAUUUUGGGAACCGAUUACCCCUUUCCACUAGGUGAGCUGGAACCUGGGAAACUGAUAGAAUCCAUGGAAGAAUUUGAUGCAGAAACAAAGGAUAAACUCAAAGCUGGCAAUGCUCUAAAAUUUUUGGGUCUUGAGAGAAAACAAUUUGAAUGACUGAAUUUACUACAAAGGCAAAUUUCAAGAAGAUAUUUUAUCUUUGUUUUUAAAUAUGUAUCACAUAUGUAUCACUAAAAUCCUAUUUUGAACACUUUUAUCUAGAAAUAGAAUAUAUAUCCUAAAUUGUUCAUAACGAAAAUGACUCGUGCUUUUAUUCUGAAAAGUAGUACAUUAUUUCAUUUGCAAAUCAAAAAUAAUUUUCCCAGUGCCUUUUAAAUUAAUGUCAGAAAUAAAAAGCAAAAUGUCAUUAAUGAUUUAUAUGGAAAAAAUAACAGAUUCAUCCCAGAGGGUUCAGGUAGGGUCUACUUUGAGCAAAUAUAUGUUAAUAGGGCCCAAAUAAACUGUUUUUAUUCACUUUUAACACCUUCCAUUAGCCCAGAAGUGGGCUGGGAG
Messenger RNA from Balaenoptera acutorostrata (minke whale), 1555 nucleotides. It is a transcript of the gene ACMSD, whose product is annotated as aminocarboxymuconate semialdehyde decarboxylase. Lineage: Eukaryota; Metazoa; Chordata; Mammalia; Artiodactyla; Balaenopteridae. Gene Ontology annotation, biological process: secondary metabolic process. The record is from RefSeq and is a predicted model, not a curated record. The transcript has 10 exons. Bases 149 to 1159 code for a protein of 336 amino acids. Gene Ontology annotation, cellular component: cytoplasm; cytosol. Gene Ontology annotation, molecular function: carboxy-lyase activity; hydrolase activity.